CUUCCUCCCUUCCCGGCAGCCCUGCUGAUCGCUGUCAGCGCCGCGGUGGAUAAGAUCAUCGCCCACUUCAGCACCGCACGGAACCUGGUGCAGAAGGCGCAGUUGGGCGACAGCCGGCUCAGCCCCGACGUGGGGUACCUGCUGCUGCACACCCUCUGCCCCGCGCUCCACACUGUGGUGGAGGACGGGCUGAAGCCGUUCCAGAAGGAUGUUAUCACAGGGCAAAGGAGAAAUUCCCCUUGGAGCGUGGUGGAAGCCUCUGUGAAGACAGGUCCCAGCGCCUGCUCCCUGCACUCCCUGUGCUGGCACGUGGCCGGGCUGGCCCCUCUCGGCAGCACCAGGCAGAAGUUUCACGCCUUCAUCCUCGGCCUUUUGAACCUUAAGCAGCUGGAGCUGUGGAUCUCUCACCUGCAGAAGAGCCCAGGUGUGAUCUCCAUGCUGUAUUCACCCACGGCCUUCUUUGCCCUGAGCCAAGGGCCUCUCCCCCACCUCGCUGACGAACUGCUGCUGCUCAUCCAGCCCCUCUCGGUGCUGACGUUCCACCUCGACCUGCUCUUCGAGCACCACCACCUCUCCGUGGACGGCAGCCUGCGGUCCCCGUCGCCGGCCACCGUGGGGGCUGCCCUGCAGCAGACCCUCUGGCACGUGCGGCAGUGGGGUGACCAGCUCAGCC
Pterocles gutturalis (yellow-throated sandgrouse) is the source of this 673-nucleotide messenger RNA. RefSeq names its product RUN and SH3 domain containing 1 (gene RUSC1). The annotation marks the transcript as partial. Lineage: Eukaryota; Metazoa; Chordata; Aves; Pterocliformes; Pteroclidae. The transcript has 6 exons. The record is from RefSeq and is a predicted model, not a curated record. Gene Ontology annotation, cellular component: cytoplasmic vesicle.